AUGGCCUACUACUCCACCCAUCCUAUUUCUCUUAUUGCUUUCUGUGUAGUCUCCACCGGUACAUUUUGGCUCACCAGAUAUAUCUGGAAGGGAUUAUCGGGUGGACCAAAGGCGCCUCUACCUCCUGGUCCACGCCUCCUCCCAGUUGUUGGUAGCCUAUUUGAUAUCGACGUCUCCGAACCGUGGCUCGCAUAUACACGCUGGGCUAAGAAAUACGGCGACAUCGUUCAUUUUCGUGUUCUUGGAAAAGAUCAUAUUGUCAUUAAUUCAGAAACAGUUGCAAGAGAGUUAUUGGAAAAACGUUCGAAGUCAUACUCUGAUCGUCCAAGCGUUGCUACAAAUCAUCUCUUUGGACUGGAUUUCAACACAGCGCUGUUGCCCUAUAGCGACCGAUGGAAAUCACACCGCAAAAUAUACCAUCAAACUUUUCGUCCCGAGUCCGUGGUUGUAUAUCGCGCAGUGCAAUUUCAGAAAGCGCACAUUCUUUUGUUGAGCCUACUCGAAUCUCCGGAUAACUUUAUGAUGCAUCUCCAAACGUAUGGAGCGUCUAUCAUCAUGUCAAUCGUGUAUGGCUACGAGAUUACACACCGCAAUGAUCCAGUAGUCGCCAAUAUACAGAAGGUGAUUCACUUAGCCGCGGAGGGAUUGACCCCUGAACGAGCUGCUCUCCUUGGCACUUUCCCCUUUCUCCGAAAUAUCCCUGCGUGGUUCCCAGGAGCGGCUUUUAAACGAAACGCUCUUGUAUGUCAAAAACUUGCACCCGAAGUAUUUGAUGCUCCUAUAGAACAUGCAAAGAAGAAUAUGGUAGACCCUUCUCCCAGCACGACGUCUGCCGAGUCCUUGGUCUCACAGAUACUGGCCCAAGCACCUGAUCAGAAGACAUUGCAAGCGAUGAAAGACUGCGCUGCCUCGUCAUUCUUAGAAUCUACUCUAUCCAUCUUUGUAUUGGCAAUGGUGCUUCACCCAGACGUCCAGGAGCGGGCCCAAAUGGAGAUUGAUACCGUUAUAGGAGAAGGAAGGCUUCCUGAUUCCAACGACAGGCCGUCAUUGCCCUACGUGGAGGCUCUUUUUCGCGAACUCUUCAGGUGGCACACUGCGGUGCCGUUGAGUGUUCCAACAGUGGCUGCGCAUGAAGAUGUUUUCAAUGGUUAUCUCAUUCCAAAAGGGGCUAUUAUAACAACAAAUCAAUGGGCAAUGGCCUACGAUGAGGAUAGAUACCCAGAUCCAUAUCGUUUUCACCCUGAAAGACACCUCACUGAGGACGGAAAACUUGCUACAGAUUCUGGGGCACCUGCCUUUGGAUUUGGGCGCCGCAUCUGCCCAGGCCGAUACAUCGGUGAUGCGUCGGUUUGGAUAGCACUGGCGUCCAUGCUAGCCUUGUUUCGAUUCGAGAAAGCAGUUGAUUCGGAGGGACAGAAAGUCGAGAUCGAGCCCGUAUUCGUCACAGGAGUAGCUCGCCACCUCCUUGCAUUCCCUUGCAGCAUCAAAUCCCGAUCCGCUGAAAGAGAAGAGCUUGUUAGAAGCUGCUUCGACGGGGCAACCAAUAAGGAUGUCUAACGAGACGUCUGUAAUUGUCAGAAGUUAGGCUUGUACGACUACGAUUGGCGCUUCUUGAAAAAAUAUACACACAACAAACCAUAUGGUGGUGGCAACGCAGUAGCAUGUAUUUCCAGAACAGUGAUAAUACAGGCAUCUUGGCGCUCACUAGUAGAAAUAAAAACAAAAU
Messenger RNA from Serpula lacrymans var. lacrymans S7.9, 1726 nucleotides. RefSeq lists its product as uncharacterized. Lineage: Eukaryota; Fungi; Basidiomycota; Agaricomycetes; Boletales; Serpulaceae. The transcript is spliced from 11 exons. The record is from RefSeq and is a predicted model, not a curated record. Bases 1 to 1557 code for a protein of 518 amino acids. Gene Ontology annotation, molecular function: monooxygenase activity; heme binding; oxidoreductase activity, acting on paired donors, with incorporation or reduction of molecular oxygen.